ACCACUGUUUUUAAUUCAUAGAUUCGACAAACUCAAGUGAAAACAUCUACACAAUGAUGAACCCUAUCGGCCCUGGUGGAAACAGACCUAAUUUCCCUAUGGGGCCGGGUCCUGACGGGCCUAUGGGAGGAAUGGGUGCUAUGGAGCAGCAUCAUAUGAACGGAUCACUAGGCUCUGGUGACAUGGAUGGGUUGCCAAAGAAUUCUCCUAACAACAUGGCAGGCAUGAACAAUCCUCCCGGCACUCCGCGGGACGACGGCGAGAUGGCAGGCAACUUUUUAAACCCAUUCCAAAGUGAAAGUUAUUCACCCAACAUGACGAUGAGUGUGUGAUUUUUUAUUUUAUUUUAUCUUUUAUUUUAUUUUAUUUCCUUUUCAUCUCCCCUUACCCAAAUCUUCCCUUUCCAUCCACCCUGGUGCGUCUUGCAUUACCUUCCUCUCUCCCUUCCUACCUCCUUCUCCUCCUCCUGGUGGAUGGUGUGCCACACAGCCCCAUGGGAUGCACCUGGAAAGCAGGACUCCCCUCAAGGCCCCCCAUCCCAACGCCUGUAAAAUGGGUUUAAGAACAUGAAAAGGCCUCCAAGCAACAGGAAAGGUCUCUUCUCCGAUUCUUCUUCGCCUGCCGGGCCUCGACACGGGCCCUAGGACAGAAAGAGACUGAAUCUGCUCCGAGCCUGUCUCUCCCAAAACCUAAAAACCUGCCCUCAUGGGUGGCGAUCACACCCAAACACGAUGCCCCGCUGUACCACCACCACUCCAUUAUAUCUCGCUGAUCAUAACUUAUAAGGACACGCGGUUGAUGACUGACAGGGGCCGAAAACCCUCAUUCAAAAACUCCUGUGUCAGGAAUGAUUUAAAAAAAAAAAACAAGAAAAAAAACAUGAACUGAUAAUGUUAUUUUAGGGCAAGAAUGGUUUUCUUUUUAAAUGUUUGUAUUUUUUUGUUGUUGAUGGUAAUAUUAUUGUUAUAAUUUUCAUAAUUGAUAUUAUUCUACUAAUGUAGUUAUGAUUUCCUGUAAAGGGCACAUUUUAUCUCAGCAGCAGCAUCAACAAUGACAGAAUAAGCACACUCAUUUGAAAAAUGCACAAUGAUUUUUUGUUUACAUGAUUUAAGGCUAUUUGAUGUUUGUCUUGUUUUUGUUGUUACAGUCUAUCUCACAUCACAUACCUCUCCUUUAAACUAAACUGAACGUGUAGCUCGAGUCUUUGCCACUUUAAUGUUUGUUGCACCAUUUGCAUAAACAUUUAAAGUGAUCGGGAUAAUUGACUGUCUUCACCAAUUAAAGUAGUUUCUGAUGUAGUAUUUUGGCUAAAGAUAUCCAUACAGUUAAAACAGAGGCUUUCUCAGAGCACUGCUGUUUCCUGGUACAAAAUGUCUGCUGAUGCACCUGAAUGAUCAUCUAGCUAUCUUGUCUUAAUACGCCCCCCUUCUCACAGUUUUUACUACAUGGGAAAAGCUCUGAGGUGCCAGUUCUCAUUCAGUAUCCAACAGAGCAAGAGAGCAUCUCUUCUAUGGAUUUGUCUGUAAAUACAACAUAUUUAGCGUGUAUGGUGGUUGUUUUAUUUGUUAUUUACAAGUUGUCUGUGAAUCCUAAAACGUGUUUCCUUCCCCUCCAUCACUUUGUUUGAUUUCAACCUCACUGUGGACUCCCAAGUGGCACUGUUUUCCUCCCAGGGUUCAUUCUGGUCUCCAGGCAAUGCCCCCUUUUCUUCAGACUUGGAGAUAAAUGUAGGACUUCAGAUACACUUGUGAGGCCGCCUGCUUUCUUGCUUGGAUUUUAGGGUGAACCCACAGAUCCUGUAUGAUACACUUUUUUAACCCAGACAAGACAGGCUAAAACAGACUCCUUGGAGCUCCCAUCGAUCAGAUCCUCUCAACGACUCCCAUAUGUUCGGGAAAGUGGAUCCAGAGUAGCGUCGAUGAAGGGAGCAGAGUGAUGCACCUCGGGGUAAACAGACUGCCACAUCGGUCUGAGGAAGAGGAAACAACAAUGGGACGCUUUUGUAAAGGAUAUUUCUGUUUAGUUUUUUCAGCAGAUUGUUUUUAUUUUUAAUGUAUUCAACUGAGAAAAAAUGAAAGCCCGUAGAAUCUGCACACAAAGAAAAUCAUAGUUACAUAUUACGCUAUUUAAUUUCUUUCUGUAUGUUAUGUUUUCUUGGCCUGAUCUACUCUCCGUUUCAAAGGGUUACGUUAUCUCUCGUGGCAUCACACUGCAGCACUUAAUGGCAUUGCUGUGUUCAAAUCAACAAUAACUAAAACAACCAUUGUAGCCUCUAUGGGUGAUGGUGACGUACUUGUCAAUUUUCUGAUAUCAAUGUGAACAGAUUGUACCCAGAGUUCAACAAUGACAUCUCCAGGAUUUGGCUAUUGGUGGCCUGGGACACACUCUCCAGUGUUCCUUCAAUGUAGCCACACACACACACCUCCCCGUCUUUCCUCCAAUCCCUCGCCUCGUCCCUACCAAACGUCUCCCCUCCCUUCUCUUUUUAAUUUCCUUUUUUGUAAAUACUGUAUAAUGCAUUUUGAUAUCAUUGACAUGUUUUGAUAUGUCAGUCACUACCAAUGAAUACAGUUGAAAGUAAAUUAUAAAUAAAACUGUCCAUGUUUUUUCAUAGAGAAAGGAUGACUAUUUGACACGUGGCUACAUUUCCAUUAAAAUGUAUAGAAUACAGUCGACACAAUAAAUGCAGACUGUAUGCUAAAGACUCGUAGGUGGGGAGGACAGGACAGACAGAAGCAAACUGUAGCGUCCUCACUCUGCCCUCGUCUCCUUGUGCUUCAGUUUUACUAUUGGCCUUGUUCAUCAUUUUUUUCAAAGGGCAUCUUCUCCCAAAAAAAAAACAUGUGACCUCUUACUGCAGUUUUUAAUAUGAAGGAUUUUUAUCAAUUUAAGAGAACUUUUAAAAAGGUAAAAGUACUUAAGAGAACCUCAUUUUAAAUUAAGAAUAGAUCAAAAAGAAACUGUGUCCUUUGCUAUUCCUGUUAUAGCGUUGUAUAGAUAGAAGCUCUCUCACUGAUCCUCUCUCAGUCCUCUGUGUAUAUCGAUCGUUGGCCAUCUCUGUACUUCUAUUGUGAUGUAUAAUACUGUACCAUUAGGAAGAUUUGCUGGUCGGGUGCGGGUGGUUAUGUUGAGUUGGGGAGGGGUGGGGGUUCAAGGGAAUGGGAUAUAAAUGAUUCUCCUGUACCAUUCAUGGUCCUUUCUGAUGACAUGGCAGUAUUCAAUAUGAAGCAGUCUGUCUCUUGGGUUUGCUUUGUAUUUUCAUGGUAGGAUAGUUCAGAAAUCUUGUCUUAGGGACUUAGGUGUCUUGUGUAGGUAAUAAAGAUGUUCUUUGUAUGUUUCUUUAUAUUGUAAAGUUUCUUUAGACUGAAAGAAAACAGAUGAUUUGCUUAUCAAAAAAGAAACAAUGCAUCAAUAAUAAAUGUAAUUUGAUUUUU
Messenger RNA from Notothenia coriiceps (black rockcod), 3434 nucleotides. Its product is annotated as single-stranded DNA-binding protein 3-like. Gene Ontology annotation, biological process: positive regulation of transcription by RNA polymerase II. The transcript is spliced from 5 exons. Bases 54 to 332 code for a protein of 92 amino acids. The record is from RefSeq and is a predicted model, not a curated record. Gene Ontology annotation, cellular component: nucleus. NCBI's taxonomy places the organism in Eukaryota, Metazoa, Chordata, Actinopteri, Perciformes, Nototheniidae.